AUGCAAAUCUCGGAUUUAGUGCCCAAUUUAGCCAAUAACUCUAGUGUAAGCGAUAGUGCUAGUAAUGUUGUAGGUAGUGAUAAUAGUAGUAAUCUUGUAGGUGGUGAUAGUAAUAGUGGUAGUAGUGAUAACAAAAUCAAAAGUAAUAGUGAUAACAAAAUCAAUACUGGUCCAAAUGAUAAUCUUAAUGUACUUGAUGAACUAGGAGAGUUUUUAGAUGAUGCGGAAGAGAUAGAUAGUUUUGUGGAGACUGCUGAUAAGAAUGCAGUUCGUCAUUUCUGUAUUGCCCCACGGGCUUUUCCCUACUUGGGCUUAGCUAGUAGUACGAUGGAGAUACGAUGUACUUAUCCUUUUCAACUGGAUAGAUUUCAAGAACUGGCUUUACAGUGUUUAGAACGUGAUGAGAGUGUUCUAGUAAGUGCUCAUACUAGUGCAGGUAAGACUUUGAUUGCUGAGUAUGCCAUCCAUCUUUCUAUUCUGCGCAAGCAACGGGUGAUUUACACUUCGCCAAUUAAAGCACUGAGUAAUCAGAAGUACCGUGAACUGAAUGAGAAGUUUGGUGAUGUAGGUCUAAUGACUGGUGACGUCACUUUAAAUCCAGAUAGUACGUGUAUUGUAAUGACAACUGAGAUCUUAAGGAAUAUGAUUUAUCGAGGGACUGAAAUCUUAAGAGAGACCCAUUUUGUGGUCUUUGAUGAAGUACAUUAUAUGCGCGAUCGAGAAAGAGGUGUAGUUUGGGAGGAAAGUAUUAUUUUACUGCCAUCUUCUAUUCGGUUUAUCUUUCUGAGUGCUACUAUUCCUAAUGCUGCUGAGUUUGCGCGUUGGAUAGUGAGUAUUCAUAAGCAGCCUUGUCAUGUUAUUUAUACUGAGAAAAGACCUACUCCCUUGGAGCAUUAUAUUUACAGUAAUCAGCCGGGCCGGAAAGUAAGUGUGCGAUCGGGACAGAGUUUAGUAGGAGUUAGUGAUAAGGUAUUUUUAGUAGUAGAUAAGGAUGGUGUUUUUCAAAAUCACAAUUUUAUGCGGAUUCCUAAAGAUCAAAAUGGAGAUACGCGUAAGAACAAUCGAAGUAAUUACAAUAGACGUCGGGAGAGUAUUAAUGUAGUGGAGAUAAUCAAUAUUUUACAGGCUACUAAGAACUUACCAACUAUUGUCUUCUCUUUCCGUCGUAAGGAGUGUGAGAGUUAUGCCAUUGCGGCUAAAGAGGAGUUUGAUUUCAAUACGUCGGAAGAGAAAGAGUUGAUUGAAACGAUCUUUAGUAAUGCUUUGAAUAGUUUAAGAGAAGAAGAUAGGAAGUUAGAACAAAUUACUGGUUUAAAAUCAAUGUUACAUCGUGGGAUUGGUGUCCAUCAUUCUGGACUUCUACCGAUUGUUAAGGAAAUCAUUGAGAUUCUCUUCCAGGAAAACUUGUUGAAAGUUCUCUUUGCCACUGAGACUUUCUCAAUUGGUUUGAACAUGCCGGCUAAAUCGGUGGUCUUUACGAGUAUUAAGAAGUUUGAUGGAGUAAGUACGCGGUUUGUAACGAGUGGUGAGUAUAUUCAGAUGAGUGGACGUGCUGGUCGACGAGGUACAGAUAAGAUUGGGAAUGUUAUUUUGGCUUUAGAAUCUGGGACUUCAGUGAGUGAACAGGAGAUUAAGAAGGUUUUACAUGGUCCUUCUAAUCCCUUAGAUAGUGCUUUUAGGUUAUCUUAUAAUACUAUACUUAAUAUUCUACGUCUAGAUGGAAUGGAUGAAGAGUAUAUUAUUAAGCACUCUUUCUUGCAGUUUAGACAAGAGAUUGCUGGUAAGACUUUGUUCUUGGAAGUGGUGGCUUUAAGUAAGGGUUUAAGUGAGAUAACUGAGCAAUAUACGGCCAGGUUAGCUAAGUUAGAAGGGAGUAAGGAAAUAAUGAGAUUCUUCCGUUUAAAGCUGGCCUUAAGUAAGGCGGCUAGUUUACUGUUCCCGGAGGGAGUACUGAGUACGCACUUGGCCCCGGGUCGGGUAGUGAUGAUCCGGCGAAACGUCCCGAAAGAGGAGACGUUUGGGAGUUGUAAGGUGAGUUAUCCCGAUUUAAUGGCUGAGAUAAAGGAAGAACCGGCGGUUGUUUUUGUUUUUAAAAACAAUCAGUUACAAGUGAUUGGUGAAAGUGGCCGAAUUGAGGAAGUACUUUUAAGUGCUGUAGUUAAGUUAUCUAAGAAAUCAGUGCCUAUUGAUCGACAUACUUCGGUAGCUAAAGUAGUUAAGACGUACUUUGAUGAGCGCAAGAAAAGGAAGAUGUCAGAGACAUUACCGGACUUGCAAGUAUCACCAAGUGAAUGGUGUACGCCUAAGGACUUUGGUCUACCCGAUGAAAUAGAUAAGAAUUUGCAAGCAAUGAGUGCCCAAUGUGAAGUCUUAAGGCAAGAGUUUAUUAUGAACCGAUCCAAAGCGACUAGAGCCGAGAUAAAGUUACUAGCCCGGGAGUAUGCAUUGAGUGAAACUUUACAAAGAACAGUUCAAGAGUUGAAAGUCCAAGUGCAAAAGACUCGACUGGUUAUGAUUGAUGAGUAUAAUAACAAGCGUAAGAUCUUACAAGCACUUUCCUAUGUGGUAGAUCGGAAUGUUUUAAUCAAAGGUAAAGUAGCGAGUGAGAUAAGUAGUGGAGAUGAGUUACUUUUAACUGAAAUGUUAUUUAACAAUGAGUUUAGUAAGUUAUCAGCCGGUCGGAUUUGUUCUUUACUGAGCUGUGUUGUCUUUGAUGAGAAAUCGGAUGAUUUUACUCUAUCUACUGAAAGUCAAGCGGCCUAUACUAUCUUAAAAACAACAGUUGAUCGUUUAGUAGGUGAAUUCCAAAGAAUUGAUCCACAAUUCGUGGCUAAGGAGUACAUUGAGAAGUUUUGUCCUAAACUGAUGGAUGUAGUCUAUCGCUGGACAGAAGGGUACAGUUUUGCGGAAAUCUGUAGCACAACUGAUGUCUUUGAAGGCAGUGUGAUUAGGUGCUUCCGCCGCUUGGAAGAAGUACUUAAGGAAAUGUGUCGGGCUUCCAAACUCAUUGGCAAUGUCGAAAUGGAGAACAAGUUCUCAGCUGCUAUUUCUCUAGUUAAAAGAGAUAUUGUUUUCGCCAACUCUCUUUAUCUCUAA
Molecule: messenger RNA, 3096 nt
Organism: Nematocida homosporus
Lineage: Eukaryota; Fungi; Microsporidia
Product: ATP-dependent RNA helicase DOB1
Exons: 1
Coding region: 1-3096 (1031 amino acids)
Biological process (GO): maturation of 5.8S rRNA; RNA catabolic process
Cellular component (GO): nucleus
Molecular function (GO): ATP binding; RNA helicase activity; RNA binding
Source: RefSeq, a predicted model, not a curated record